UAUCUCUGCACUGAAGCUCGCCUCCCGUGGCUUCUCUGGGAUAUUCUUCGUUUCGGGUUAGGGUUUCGCUGGGCUACGAGUUGAGAAGAUGGCUGAAGAUGUUGGAGUUGAGAAAAUGGUUGAAGAUCUUAGGAACGAAGCUAAGGCUUCGGAAUUAGCUGUGACUGUGGGUGCCCAGAGAGAAGAUGAGGGAAUUGGAAACAUGUUUCAAGAUGGUGGGGUUGAGAAUAAGUUUGAAGAUGCAUUCGAAUCGAGUCAGAGAGAAGAAUUUGGCAAUGAUGAGCUGGAGAAGGCCGAAGAUGGUGGAGAUUAUGAGUUUUGUGUGGGUGACAUUGUAUGGGUUGAGACGAAAAUAAAGACAUGGUGGCCUGGUAAAAUUCAUGAUCCUGCAGAUGCAUCGGAGCUGGGGAUGGUUAGUCAUCAAGAAGGCUGUUUACUUGUCGGCUACUUUGGGAUGGGGCAUGUUGCUUGGUGCCGUCGACGCCAACUGAAGCCUUUUGCGCUGUUGUUUGAGCAGAUUUCAGGGCAAAGCAAGGCUAGGAUUUUCGUUAGAGCUGUAGAGAAAGCCCUUGAAGAGUUUGGUGGCCGUGUUAGAUUGAAUAUGACUUGUGCCUGUGUUUUGGAACGAAAUCGACUGUCGGUUGAUGAUGCAGCAUCUGAGGGAGGAGUUACAGUUCCUGACCGCAACUGUGGGGGACUUGGUGAAAUUUCAGUUACUCAUUUUGAUUCUGUAGAGUUCCUGUCACAUCUGAAAAGUCUUGCACGGGUUGUUUCCAAGGUUGGCAUACUUGAUUUCAUUGUUAUGCAGAGUCAAUUAUCUACCUUCUAUAGCUCCACAGGGCAUUGUCAGCUUCCUAUGCAUCUACUUCAGGAAGGAAGUGACACCGAAAGCGGUGCAGAUGGAACCAUGCUGAAGCAAACAGAGGAAAUUGUUUUUCAUCAAGAAAAGAAUGAUGAUGGUGAAGGUUUUGCAAAGGUUUCUGGUGGGGGUAGUGCCGAUAGAACCUCCAUCUCAAGUUCAAAGGUCAGGAAGAGAAAGAUGAAGAGGAGUUCUGAAAUCGAAGAGACUGGCCUCUUAAUAUCACCAACAGUGAAAGAGGGAAAUGCUUCCGGUAUAGGAUAUGGUGAUAGUGGAAAUGAAGGAGUGACUGAAACAGGCGCAGAGUCUAGAGAGCGGAAAAGGAGUAGGUACUUGUCUUACCCAUACGUAAACUUGGGGCAGAUAGGAUCAUCUGCGGAAGGGAUUGGUGCAACUAUUGAUGAUGGACCACCUUCAAAUGUUAAAAGCACUGGCGAUAAGUUCUGGAGGAAAUGGUAUAGGAGGUUUACUGGUGUGAGUAACACAUCUGGUAAUUCAUAUUUGAAAAAUACAUCUUCUGCUGAGUUGCUUUCUGAAUUCUGCUCUGCUGCCAUCAACUGCCAGUAUCCAUUCGAAAAUAAAGCAUUUGAUACAGUUGCUUGGUUUGUAUCGAACUUCAGGAUAUCUGUAUUUCAUGACGAGCCUAUUUGUGAAACCUAUAGUAAGAACAUGGCUGGUCAGGAUGACGAUACAUAUGCUGAAUCUUGCCUGUUGGAAAAUGUUGACCAGAUUCAGGGUAAAUCUGUGCCAAAGAAAAGAAAUAAAAAGGCUGUUUUGAAGAACGCAGAGGAUGAAGACGCUGCCAACACGUCAAGUUUAGUUCAAAGCCCUGCAACUGCUGUACAGGGUAUGAAUGUAAAUGUUGGCAAGAAAAGGGGACGACCAAAGUUAGGGAAAUCCAAGACUAAAUCUCUUUUUGGGAUGUCAGAUGUCAAUACCAGCAUUUCCCCUGAUCGGCAAAUGGCACAAGAUUUUUUAGCUGUCGGCCCUGUGGUGGCCUGUGAUAAGCCUAAACGAAAGAAAAGAGAGAAGGCGGAACGCGCAAGUCAAGCGAGUUUGCAGAUUAAACAAACAAUUGGUAUACCUGAUUUGAAUGGUAACAGUGUUAUACCUACCGUUCUGGUUAAUAAUCAACAGAGCAUUGGCCAUGCCGCUAUUGAAGGUAAUGUUGAGCGUGAAAAGAGAUUGGGGACUGUAGCUGCUUCAGAGCAUUCAAAAUCCAAUGUGGCUCCUGGCUUGGUAGAUGCCAAUGGAAACAAUUUGAAACCUGGUACAUUGGUUGUUGAUCUGGGGAUUCCUGCUCAGGCUUUUCCAUGCCUGGACUCUAACCAGGUUACCAGCCCGCUAUCAGCUGAAAGUAAACCUGCUCCGAAGAGAAAGAGAAAGGGGAAGGUAGAUCUGGAGAUCCCUGUUCAAGCUAACGGCAUUCCUGAUUUGAAUGGAAAUGUUGCUGAACGCCUUAAACCUGAGAGGAGGAAGAGGAGGAGAAAAGAAGAAGCUUUAGCAACUGCUCUCCUCUUGACCUUUGCCCCAGGAAUCCCGAUGCCUUCGAAAGAUGAUUUAAUUUCAACAUUUUGUAGGUUUGGACCCUUGAAAGAAUCAGAGACACUAUUGUUAAAAGAGUCUAGUAGUGCACAGGUUGUGUUCAUGGAAGGCGCUGAUGCUGGAGAAGCAUUUCAGAGUUUAGAGAAAGACAACCCAUUUGGCACAAACCUUGUUGGUUACAAGCGCUUUAAUCUUCCAUCAGUUUCCUAGGUUUUAGCCACCAGCCUAGCCUCUCCGCCUAAAAAGAGAUUGCUGACUCCCAUACGAUAGCUUGCCAAUGGGACUUGCCUUGACGUCGUAAGGCAGAAUCUUCAGUCUAUGACAUCAAUGCUGGAGAGGUCGGGCGAUAAUCUUUGUCAAAUGAUGUGAGCCAAUCUGGGGUGUAAAAUAAAAGGCCUCCUACAGAAGGUGAGCUCCACAUAUGGUUCUUCCUCUGCUUAAUCAGAUUAGGUUAUGUACAUCUUAUGAAUGUUGUAGUGACCUUUUAGGGCAGGCUCUUUUGGUGAUGUUCAUGUUAAAAAACCUCUUUGAUAGUUUGAUGUGAGGGCAUGAGUAGUGACUAAUUUGCACUGGAGCCACUAUGAAUAUUUUAUCUUCUUUUGGCUAGGGGAUGAUCUGAACUGUGUAUUCUGGAACCUGUUUGUAACUUUUUCAGUUGGUGAAUGAUCAGCCCGUAUGCAUCUCUAUUGAUGUAGCUUGUAUUAAGUAUUAACACUUCUCACGUUGUAUGUUCUUUCCUCUGGCGUUUCUUCUCAUUGCUUUACGAACUGACAAAGUUGUAUAGCCUUUUCUGCAUGAAAUUAUUGCCAAUGCCUUUGAAGUGGGUAGUGACGUUAAUG
Molecule: messenger RNA, 3243 nt
Organism: Fragaria vesca subsp. vesca
Lineage: Eukaryota; Viridiplantae; Streptophyta; Magnoliopsida; Rosales; Rosaceae
Exons: 2
Coding region: 89-2614 (841 amino acids)
Source: RefSeq, a predicted model, not a curated record